GCUAACAACGUCCCCUCGACAGUUCCACGAGAUGCUGGACGUGACGUCACUGCUUCUAACGGUCCUCGUGGUCGCAGUGUCUGCGAGUAUCAUCGCCAGGAAAUGGCGUUGGAGGCAGCUCGAGAAGCUUCCUGGCAACGUAGCUCUGCCUUUCAUAGGAACUUCCUACGUAGCGUUCCUCACGAAACGUGAAGAUCGAAUGCGUAAAUUUGACGAGGUGCACAAGACGUUGGGGCCCAUCUUUCGCACCUGGAUGGGUCCUUACCCAGCGGUACAGAUACAAAAGCCGGAACACAUGGAGAAAAUAAUGUCCAGCAGCGAGAUAAUAGACAAGUCAAACUUCUACGCCUUCCUGUAUCCCUGGCUGGGACAGGGUCUCCUUACAAGCACAGGUUCCAAGUGGCACACGCACCGUAAAAUGAUUACGCCUGCUUUCCACUUCCGCAUAUUAGACAACUUCGUCGAAAUAUUUGCUGAAAACGGAGAGAUUCUAGUUGAGAAACUUAAACCAAAAGCUGAUGGAAAAGACUUUGAUAUCUACCCGUUCAUUACCCGCUGUGCUCUGGACGUCAUUUGUGAAACAGCAAUGGGAACCUCAGUCAACGCUCAAAAUCAGACACACUCUGCUUACGUCAACGCCGUUUACAGGAUCAGUGAACUCACCGUGAAAAGAAUGAUUAAGCCAUGGCUGCACUCUGAUUUCAUUUUCAAAAGGACUUCGACAGGGCAAGAGUACUACGACCAACUGAAUAUCUUGCACGGAUUUACAAAGAAGGUGAUAAGCGAAAGAAAAUCAGCCCGUAAGGCAAACGGUGGCCAACCGAAGACACCUCAAGAGGAUGACCUAGGUAGGAAACGACGUGUGGCUUUCCUGGACAUGCUGUUGGACGCUUCUGAGAACGGCCAGAAACUUAACGAUAAGGAGUUGCAGGAGGAAGUGGACACCUUCAUGUUUGAGGGUCACGACACGACGUCUGUUGCCAUGUCGUGGGUUCUGGUACUGCUUGGACACCAUCCUGACAUACAGGAAAAAGUCUUCGCUGAGCAGGAAGACAUUUUUCGAGACGAGCCUAAGAGACGUCCAACCACGCAUGACCUGAACAACAUGAAGUACCUCGAAAUGGUCAUCAAGGAAGCCCUUAGGCUCUAUCCGAGUGUUCCAGCCGUUAGUCGCCACCUGACGAAGGAGGUUGAUAUUGGUGGCUACAAAAUUCCUGAGGGCUGCACGGUGUCACUCAACAUCCGGCAGACCCACCGUGACCCCGACCACUGGCCGAACCCGGAGCGCUUCGACCCGGACAACUUCCUGCCGGAGAGGGUGCAGGGCAGACACCCUUACGCCUACGUGCCCUUCAGCGCUGGGCCUCGAAACUGCAUAGGCCAGAAGUUCGCCAUCCUGGAGGAGAAGGCGGUGCUGUCGUACGUGCUGCGCAACUUCCGCGUAGAGACGGUGGACAGGCUGGAGGACCUCCAGUUGAUCGGCGAGCUCGUCCUCAGGCCGAUGAACGGCGUCAACCUCAGGCUGUGGCCGCGGUAGCACCAAGUCUGUGGUGCCGCUUCUAAGUGCCUCCUGUCCAGUCUGCCAACAGCGCUUCAUAUCAUCAUUUUUUCAUCUCGUGAU
Schistocerca piceifrons (Central American locust) is the source of this 1621-nucleotide messenger RNA. RefSeq names its product cytochrome P450 4C1-like. The record is from RefSeq and is a predicted model, not a curated record. The coding region runs from base 32 to 1537 and encodes 501 amino acids. NCBI's taxonomy places the organism in Eukaryota, Metazoa, Arthropoda, Insecta, Orthoptera, Acrididae. The transcript is spliced from 12 exons. Gene Ontology annotation, molecular function: monooxygenase activity; oxidoreductase activity, acting on paired donors, with incorporation or reduction of molecular oxygen; iron ion binding.